GUGGGUAAACUGAGAGAGAAAAUCCAAGAGGUUAAGCAAGAAAGGGAGCAGGAGCAGCACAAACACACUGCCUAUGUUUCUGAACUGAAAGCCAAGCUCCAUGAGGAGAAAAUGAAGGAACUUCAGAGUGUCAGAGAGCUACUGAUCCGGCAACACGAGCAGGAGGUAGCGAGGAUGGUGAAAAUUAAAGAUGGAGAAAUUCAGCGUUUGCAGUCAACAGUCAAUGUCCUGCGGGAUGGGGCGGCGGACAAAGUGAAGACGGCGCUGCUGAGUGAAGCGAAGGAGGAGGCUCGCAAGGCGUUCGAUGGCGAACGGAUGAAGUUGCAACAAGAGAUCUUGGAGCUAAAAUCUGGCAAAAAGCAGCUUGAAGAAGCUUUGAACAACAUUAUGCAGGCUGAUAAAAUGAAGGCUGCUGAUCUGCGCACUGCUUAUCAGUCCCAUCAGGAUGAGAUUAAUAGAAUAAAGCGGGAAUGUGAGAGAGAGAUCCGCAGGCUGAUGGAUGAGAUAAAAGGCAAAGACAGAGUGAUCCUGGCUCUGGAGAAAGACCUUGGUGUCCAGGCAGGCCAUACACAGAAACUGCUCCUGCAGAAAGAGGCUUUGGAUGAACAGCUUGUCCAAGUGAAGGAGGCAGAACGAUACCACAGUAGUCCUAAGAGAGAGCUUCCUGCGGGAGUUGGGGAUAUCACUGAACUGAUGGGAAGCCCGCAUUUGGAUGAACGAGAUGUGCGGAGAUUUCAGUUAAAAAUCGCUGAACUGAAUGCUGUAAUAAGGAAGCUGGAAGACAGAAAUACUCUCUUAGCAGAUGAAAGAAAUGAACUGCUGAAACGUUCUCGGGAGACAGAAAGUCAGCUGAAGCCUUUGGUAGAAAAAAAUAAGAGGAUGAGCAAAAAAAAUGAUGAUAUGUUGCAAUGUAUCCAGAGAAUGGAAGAGAAAAUAAAAAAUCUCUCAAGAGAAAAUGUGGAAUUGAAAGAAAAGUUAUCUGCACAACCAGCCCUGAAGAGGCACACAUCUUUGAAUGAUCUCAGCAGCACACGGGAAGAACAAGAAAUUGAAUUCCUCAGACUGCAAGUCAAAGAACAGCAGCAUGUUAUUGAUGAUCUCACAGUGGAAAGGGAACGGUUAUUACGGUCUAAAAAACAGAAGAGGAAAAGUCUGAAGCCUCCAAAGAGACAUGUUGUGGAGACAUUUUUUGGAUUUGAUGAAGAAUCUGUUGAUUCAGAAACAUCAUCUGUAACUUCAUAUAACACAGAUAAAACAGACAGGACACCAGCAACACCAGAAGAAGAUUUGGAAGAUAGCAUGCCUAAAGAAGAAGCUGAACUAAGGUUCUGCCAGCUAACAAGAGAGUAUCAAGCUUUGCAAAGAGCAUAUGCGUUGCUUCAAGAACAAGUUGGUGGAACCCUGGAUGCAGAGAGAGAAGCAAGGACUCGUGAACAACUGCAAGCUGAUCUUCUCAGGUGUCAGGCAAAAAUUGAGGACCUGGAGAAAGCUCUAAUUGAGAAAGGACAGGAUUCAAAAUGGGUAGAAGAAAAGCAGCUGUUAAUCAGAACAAAUCAGGAGUUGCUAGAGAAGAUUUACAGAAUGGAACAAGAAGAGCAUCAGCUGAAGAAUGAGAUGCAAGAUGCAAAAGACCAGAAUGAGCUGUUAGAAUUCAGAGUGCUAGAACUUGAAGAGAGAGAACGAAGGUCGCCGGCAUUUAAUCUUCAUAUAACCACCUUCCCUGAAAACAAUGGAAGUGCACUUCAACUGUUCUGUCAACAUGAAGGAAUAAAGGAUGUGAAUAUAUCUGAACUUAUGAAGAAGCUAGAUAUUCUUGGAGAUAACGGGAAUUUGAGAAAUGAAGAACAGGUUGCAAUAAUCCAAGCUGGGACUGUGCUUUCCCUCUGUGAAAAGUGGUUAAAACAGAUAGAGGGGACAGAAGCUGCACUGACACAGAAGAUGUUAGACCUGGAGAAUGAAAAGGACCUGUUCAGUAAACAGAAGGGUUAUUUAGAGGAAGAACUCGACUACAGGAAGCAAGCUCUGGACCAGGCAUACAUGAAAAUCCAGGAGCUGGAAGCCACGCUGUAUAAUGCCCUGCAGCAGGAUCCAGGAAGGCGGGCAAGCGAGUCGCUGACUGAAGCCCAGAGGGAGGAUUUGCGAGCUGCAGUGGAGAAGGUGCGGCGGCAGAUCCUGAGGCAGAGCCGCGAGUUUGACAGCCAGAUCUUGCACGAGCGAAUGGAGCUGCUGCAGCAGGCACAGCAGCGAAUUCGAGAACUAGAAGAUAAAAUAGAACUUCAAAAGAGGCAACUCAAAGAAAUUGAGGAGAAGCAUUCAUUCUGUGGCCUUGAUGACACAACUGAGCCAAGAUGUGUG
This is a messenger RNA of Pterocles gutturalis (yellow-throated sandgrouse), 2355 nucleotides long. RefSeq names its product janus kinase and microtubule interacting protein 1 (gene JAKMIP1). NCBI's taxonomy places the organism in Eukaryota, Metazoa, Chordata, Aves, Pterocliformes, Pteroclidae. The annotation marks the transcript as partial. The transcript is spliced from 19 exons. The record is from RefSeq and is a predicted model, not a curated record. Gene Ontology annotation, molecular function: kinase binding; microtubule binding; GABA receptor binding.